UCGGCGCGGUCACGCUGUAUAUACAUAUAAACGUCGGUUCUCUUCUCGAUUCAACACACUUGUCCAAUUUCAUUGCGUUUGCGAUUAUUUUCUACUCAAAGCCUAUGCAUCGUAACUUAAUACAACAACAACUGUGAUCGCCAAACAUCGGAAAACAACAAAAAUAAGCACGACAAGAAUUGCCAAGUUAGUUAUUCUCAACAAAAAGUCAAAUUGCAACAAAGUAAAAAAGUGUGACGCUCCAUUGAAAAUUCCACCUUCCCCGCCCCGCAGGAAGAUAACCAAAAAAGAAAAGUGCAAAAAAAGUGUCGAUUUUUCGGCAAAUUUCAACCCAGAAGCAAUACACAUUGUGCAUUACAAAAAAAAAAGAGGAGAAAAUCGCAAAAAGACGUUUGAAUCACAAACGCUCGAGUGCAAAAUCAAUCGACGCCGAUCAGACACUGUGUCGUAAAGUCCAAGAAGCGCAUAAAGGGGGACACGGAAUUGGAAAGGGAAACAAAGAACCCGAGUCGAGAAGCCCGUAGUUCAGAGAAGAAAUAACCAAUCGCCAGCUAUGGUCAUGGAUGCGACCCAAUCGCAGCAGCCUUCGCCGCAGUCUGUGGGACGCGAGUUUGUUCGCCAGUACUACACGCUGCUGAACAAGGCGCCCAACCACUUGCAUCGCUUUUACAACCACAACUCGUCGUACAUCCAUGGAGAGUCCAAGCUGGUGGUUGGUCAACGGGAGAUCCAUAACAAGAUCCAGCAGCUGAACUUCAAUGAUUGCCACGCCAAGAUCAGCCAAGUUGAUGCCCAGGCCACUUUGGGCAACGGUGUUGUAGUUCAAGUCACCGGUGAGCUGUCCAACGAUGGGCAGCCUAUGCGUCGAUUCACCCAGACGUUUGUCUUGGCCGCCCAGUCACCGAAGAAGUACUACGUACACAACGACAUCUUCCGCUAUCAAGAUCUGUACAUCGAGGACGAGCAGGAUGGCGAGUCGCGGUCUGAGAACGAUGAGGAGCAUGACGUUCAAGUGGUUGGCGGCACUGUGGAUCAAGCUGUUCAGGUGGCUGGCGAUGUGGUUGCUCAACAGCCGCAACAACAGGCUACUCCGCAACCACAAGCUCAGGUCGUGUUGCCCCAGCAAGUGGCUGCUGUAGCUGCUGGUGGUGCUGCCCCGCAGCAGAUUUUCUAUCCAUUGCCAGCGGGAGCUACGGCCGGUCGUCCUGUGGCAGUUCUGCCACCAGCUCCUCAGGCAGCUGCCGUUCCACUGCCAGCGCAGUUCACCGUUCCGCCACCACAGCCCAUCCAGAAUGGAGUGGUGUCGCACGAGGAGCUGCAGCAGCAGGUGCUGGUCCCUCCCAGCGUGUCUCCUCUCGUGCAGCAGCAGCAGCCUAGCGGCACACCAGUGUUGCCCAUCGUUCCAGUGCCAAGUGCGGGCUUCCAGCAAUCGCCACUGGUGGCACCACAGCUCAUCCAGCCACAGCAGCAGCAACCUCCUCAGCUGCCCCCACAGCAACAGCAGCAAACCAUCCAGCAGCAGCCUCUACAACAGCAGCAGCAGCAACAAUCGCUGUCGGAGCCCGAAGAUGUCGAGGUACCACCACGACAGAUUCAGAAGCCACCCACGCCCGUCGAGGACUUCAAGACCAUCCACGAGCAGCAGCAGCAGGAGAAGUACGAGGCCGCUAAACAGCAGCAGAACGAGCCAAAGACUUAUGCGAAUCUGUUCAAGUCCACGUCGUCCUCGCCCAGUGGCUUUGUUAAUGCCGCCCUGCAGCAGCAACAACAGCUUCAGCAGCAACAGCAGCAGCAGCAGUCGAUCAGCAGCAAUACCUACAGCUCAUCCACGGGAUCUGGAAGCGGCGGCAAUGGCGGUCAGGUUAGCUACUCCACCACAGCGUCGUCCUACAACAACAGCAACGGCAACUCGCGACUGGACAACGGUGGUCCGCUGCCACAGCGCAACAAUUCGAUCCGGAACAACAAGGGUGACUUUGAGCAGCGUCGCUCAAGCAACACGCAGCAGUUUGGUGAUAGUCAGCAGCUUUUCCUGGGCAACAUUCCUCACCACGCAAGCGAGGAUGAUCUGCGCGAAAUCUUCUCGCGCUUCGGCAAUGUCCUGGAGCUCCGCAUCCUAUCCAAGGCUGGCAACAAAGUGCCACCAGGCAUGCGCAGCCCGCUGAACUACGGCUUCAUUACCUACGAUGAUCCGGAGGCAGUUCAAAAGUGCCUUGCUAACUGCCCUCUGUACUUCCCGGAGAACUCACCCGAUGGACAGAAGUUGAAUGUGGAGGAGAAGAAGCCGCGCGUCCGCAAUGACAUGUUGCCCCGUCAGCCGAUCGGCGGCAACAACCUUAACAACAACAUGGGUCGUUUGGGCGGCAACAACGGACCGCAAUCUCGUCCCAUGGGCAACAACAAUGGCAGCGGCGGUGGCAUGAUGCGUAACAAUGCUGGAGGCAAUAAUUUGCGUCAGGGAGGCGGUAGCGGUGGCGGAAACGGAGCUCCACGUUUGGGAGGCGGCGGUGGAUUCGGGCAGCGCCAGGAUAAUCGCACCGGCGGUGGCAACAACCAGUCCAACGGACCGCUGCGCGGGGCCGGAAACGGACAGAGCGGUGGUGGCAACUACGGACGUCGCUAAAGGAAAUCCUUAGCACGGCAUCAGCAAAAGCAAGAGCAUCAACAAGAACAGCAGCAGCAGCAGUAGCCACAACAAUAACAGCAGCAGCAACAACCCAACGUUAAACAAACAAACAUCGACUUCUUCCACAAUGCAAUCAAUCAAUUACAUUCAAGAACAUUUCAUGCAAUUGAAAACACACAAAGACACACAGAUCACACUUAACAUCAAGUAGUUGGAGCAACAAAAAAAAACUGUCAACUGUCCUUUAAAUGUUCCUGAGCGCAAUUCUCGGGGCGUCGAGCUGAAACAAAACACAAAAAAAAAAAAAGACGAAAAAAGUAAAAUCUUGAGUCUCUUCUUAGUUUAAUUGCGUUAGGCUCGCUUAUUCCAGCCAGUUCGUGCCAAAAUAUACCGAAAUUCUGUGCAAAUCUCUGUUGUGAAUUCAGAUAAAUAUUGCUUCAGCUCGUUAACUGCUACUCUCUACCACCCCCUCGCGGAAUCACCUUCACCUUGAAACACGUGUAUUAAGUUUAAGUCUCAAACACAUUUAGAACACACUCAUUGAAAAACACACACACACACACAAACAUAAACAGACAGAAGACACUCAAUCACCCAUCUUAGCAUAAAUGUAAACUUUAAUUUCAGCUUUCGUUUGGCAAAACACUUUUAAAUAUCUAACUUAAGUUCGCAGGAUGAAAGAAUUGGUUUAAACAAAAAAAGGAAAUAAGGAAAGGAGCAAUGCAACACAUUUUCGUUUGUUUUUUCAUUGUAUAACCACAUUACUUAAGCUAUAUAAAGAUUAAAUUAAAAGGGAACUUAAACACAACUUAGCUAAAAAAUAUAAAACAAAGCAAAAAAAAAACAAACAAAAAAAUGAAAAACCUUUGUAAAAUGCAAUAAAAAAGAGCAAAAGAAAGACUUGAAAAAAUAUUAAUUUAAAAACUAAAAAAAAAAUGAAAGUAAACUCGAGAAAAAUGUAAGGCGCGGUUGAAGGCAGGCAGAAAAUUAAGAACAAGCAGAAACACACUAGAACACACACCCCUUAGGAAGAAAAUACAUUGCAAGUGAAAGGAAAAUCAAUUCAGCACCAAGCCGCAAAUAAUAAAAAAUGUGAGGAAAAACACACGCAUCAACCACACGACGACGUUUAGCAGCGCCCCUUAACAGUUCGCCGCAUUUUAGAGAGUCAGCCUGUAAACCUUUUGCUACUUAAAUCUAAUUUGCAGAUUAUUUUAGCUAGUCUACUGUAUACUAGGGAAUCGGAUGUAAAAGAUUGUGGAGAUGACAGAGAUCGUGUGAAGGGGGAAAUGCGGUGCCGGCGCCGCAGCAGAAGGGGGGCGUGGUCGAGGGACAGAUAGACGGACUGUGUUUAUGCUUCUUUUUUUGUUCUGUGUAAUGAGUUCAAGGUCGUAAACCAAACUAAGUCAAGCAACUUAAACGAUUUGGUGUUUCCAACGCAGUUGUGAACUAAAAUUUAGUACAUAUUUUUUAAAUAAAAUCAAGAAAAGCCCAAAAAAAUAAGAAAGAUGAGAAUCAUAUAAAAAAACACAAACCUAUUAUAAUAGUUGGAGGACGAAACACAAGCUACUAACAUUUUUCUCAAGGUAAAAACAAGCAAAACAUGUAACAAGAAAUAUAUACAAAUAUAUAUAUAUAUAUAAAAAUAAAUAAAACAAAAACUCAUAUAAUUUAAUGUUAACUUUUAGACUUACCAGAAAUCUAAAUAUACAUAAAUAUAUAUUUAUAUAACUGCUGCAGCAAAAAAAGAAAAGCGGAGAGGGAAACUAAAAAGAGAAACAUUUAUUAACGUGUGAAAAUCUUUUGAAUUUUUUCGCAGGCGUCCAAGUAUAUAUAUUUGCCUAAGUUAUUCUUGUUUUGUUAAAGCUUAAAGACUUUUGAUUCGUUGGAAACAUAUCAUUUGUUUUUGUUGUACGACGCCUGCCCUAGAGAAUCAAUUGCUAAAUCAAUUACUUUUUACAAGAAUUUCUAAUACACACACAUAAACACGUACAGCAUUUUUAGCACUGUGAACCAGGGUCUAAAGCAAUUUUAGUACAUUUUUUGUAAAACGAAAAUGUUAGUGUUCAAAUCUUAGCUCAACGAUCAGUGCUGAAGAAGCUUCGUAAACACCAACAAAAAACAAAAAAAAAACAGCAUCUAAACAAUACAAUACAAAUCAGAGGUACUAACUAAAUCUAUGUAAGAGUAACGAAAAAACAAUUAGAGUUCAUGCUCAUUUCUAAGUAAACCGAUGAAAUCACAAUACUGCAGUUUGUAAAGAGCAAAAAGAAACGGAAACACUUAAUUAUAAUUUAAUUUAUAUGUAUACAACUACAAAAUAAUUAUAAUAAUAAAAACAACCACAAAGAUUCAGCGUGUUUACCAGAAAA
Molecule: messenger RNA, 4998 nt
Organism: Drosophila eugracilis
Lineage: Eukaryota; Metazoa; Arthropoda; Insecta; Diptera; Drosophilidae
Gene: rin
Product: ras GTPase-activating protein-binding protein 1
Exons: 5
Coding region: 554-2623 (689 amino acids)
Cellular component (GO): ribonucleoprotein complex; cytosol
Molecular function (GO): mRNA binding
Source: RefSeq, a predicted model, not a curated record